CUCAGUGGACGUGAGUAAGCAGGCACGGAGACUAUUCCACCUCUCCUAUACUCCGGACUUUGGAUUGCUUUGUAUUAUUUUGCUUGCUGUUUCCUUUUGUUAACAAGUUGGCGGGCGCUACAUUUUCAUGCAACAUUUUGGGAAGUUGCUUGAAUUUAAGGCAGAAUGCAAUUCUCUCUGACCACGGAAGAAACAGACUGCAAAAUCUGUGCGGCUCAGUGAGUAGUACGCUGCCAAAGACUGGUUCCUCGGAUAUGCCUGAAACUACUGCAUAAACGGUCAGUCAUAACUCCUGGAACGCAGGUUUAUUGCAAAGGUCUGAUUUGCCCUUCUAUACGACAAUGAUUUUGAGUGUUCGGCGAUUAGAUUGUUUUCAGUGAUGGAUGUCUCCGUUGUUCUGCCUUCUGGGAUUUAAGGAGGGUCAAUGGAGAGACGUGCGCUUCAGUGCGCUUUUAUCACAAUUUGACCAGUUACGGUUUCCUGUUUGGCUUUUGCAUGCAUUCACUGAGCUCUGCAAUUUCACGGCCCAUACGACGUUGAUGUUAGGGCUUUCAGCGUUAUCGUAAAAAUGCUGAACAACAUUUUGUUGCUGAGUGUUUUAACGGUCACCAGUUUCUACUCGAGGACAGAGAGCAGGAAAACUUCGAAAGACAUUUGCAAGAACCGGUGCUCCUGCGAAGAAAAGGAGAACGCAUUAAAUAUAAAUUGUGAAAACAAAGGAUUUACAGCCGUCGGUCAGUUUCAGCCACCACAAAACAAAAUCAGCCAACUCUUUCUGAAUGGAAACUUUCUUACGAAACUAAACCCCAACGAAUUCGUCAAUUAUGGUAAUGUAACAUCUCUUCAUUUGGGUAACAAUGGGCUGCAAGAAAUUAAAACGGGGGCUUUCAAUGGCUUAAAAAAUCUAAAACGCCUACAUCUGAACAACAAUAAUUUGGAAAUAAUAAAAGAGGAUACGUUCUCUGGUUUAGAAAGUUUGGAGUAUUUACAGGCUGAUUACAAUUAUAUCAGCACCAUAGAAGCAGGCGCUUUCAAUAAACUGAAUAAACUCAAAGUCUUGAUUCUCAAUGACAACCUUUUGCUUUCUCUGCCUAACAAUAUAUUUCGUUUCGUUAUGUUGACGCAUUUGGAUUUAAGAGGAAACCGACUGAAGAUGUUGCCGUUUGCUGGUGUUUUAGAGCACAUAGGUGGCAUAAUGGAAAUUCAGCUGGAAGAGAAUCCGUGGAAUUGCACUUGUGAUCUCAUACCACUAAAAUCCUGGCUGGAUACAAUCACGGUAUUUGUAGGAGAUAUUGUUUGCGAAACACCAUUUCGACUGCAUGGAAAAGAUGUCACACAGUUGAUAAAGCAAGAUCUUUGUCCCAGACGCAACGUUGGCGACGCCAGUCAUCGCGCAAUGCAGCCUUCGUCUGAUUCUCAGUACCAGGCGCCCUCUCCCACGUUACGCGCCCGCGUCACGCCAACCAGAGCGCCCAAGGCGUCCCGCCCUCCCAAAAUGAGAAACCGUCCUACUCCUCGCGUGACGUCCAGCAGAGAUAAACAUGUGUUUGGCCCUAUAAUGGUAUAUCAGACGAGGUCUCCGGUGCCAAUGACCUGUCCAGGCAUUUGCGUGUGCACAUCGCAAAACCCAGAUAGUGGAUUAAACAUCAAUUGCCAAGAACGAAAACUGCAUAACAUCUCCGAACUACAACCUAAACCAUCUUAUCCAAAGAAACUGCAUUUAACUGGCAACUAUUUGCAGACAAUAUACAGAACAGAUCUGACAGAAUACAGUUCCCUUGAACUUCUCCAUCUAGGAAAUAACAGAAUAGCUGUCAUUCAGGACGGGGCCUUCGAGAAUCUAACUAGUUUACGUAGGCUUUACCUUAAUGGCAACUACAUUGAAAGUCUCUCCCAGUCUUUGUUCGCUGGACUGCAGAGCUUGCAGUACCUAUACUUGGAAUACAACAUCAUCAAAGAGAUUUUACCACAUACCUUUAACUCACUGCACAAUCUGCAGUUACUGUUCCUUAAUAAUAACCUAUUGAGAUCCCUGCCUGAUAACGUAUUUGGAGGGACGAUGUUAACCCGACUUAAUCUCAGAAACAAUCAUUUUUCACAUUUGCCAGUACGUGGUGUGCUGGACCAGCUCUCAGCAUUCAUUCAGAUCGAUCUUCAGGAGAACCCGUGGGACUGCACCUGCGAUAUUGUGUCACUUAAGAACUGGAUGGAACUGUCCAGCACCAGCGUGGUGGUCAAUGAGAUUACAUGCGAUUCGCCGUCAAAACACGCCGGGCGGCUUCUGCGCUCUCUGCGAAACGAUGCCAUCUGCCCAGAGACGAGCGAAGUCCCGCCAACCAAGGCGACCACUGUUAUUAGCUCGAGCACUGAAGCGACGCCGUUCUCUGCCAUAACCCCCACGGACAAGGUGCCGGAAGUACACCCAGAAGUGCCCUUGUCCGUUCUCAUCCUGGGCCUUCUCGUUGUGUUCAUUCUCUCGGUUUGCUUCGGGGCAGGUUUGUUCGUGUUUGUCCUGAAACGUCGCAAGGGAGUGGAGAAUGUUCCUUCCGGUGCCAAUAAUCUGGAUUUGAACUCAUUCCAAGUACAGUACGGCUCUUACAAUACGGAAUCGAGCGCAGGAAAAAGUGAGAGUCAUGUGUACAACUACAUCCCUCCCCCAGUCGGUCAAAUGUGUCAGAACCCUAUUUACAUGCAGAAGGAGAACGAGCAGGUAGCGUAUUACCGGAAUAUGAAAGAACUGAGUUUCAGUACACUGGACCCGAAAAAAGAGGAGCUCGCUCGUAGCCCCGCUUACACAAUAAGCACAGUGGAGUUCAUUGACAAGCAGCCCUGUGCCAACCGAGAGCCCGAGCUGCUUUAUCAGAACAUUACAGAGAGAGUGAAGGAGCUCCCUGCCGCCGGGCCACUCAGCUAUAACUUUUGCACUUUACCGAAAAGACCCUUCAUUCAACCGCACGAGACUACGCGACGGCACAACCAGGAUCGAUUAAACAAAACCGUUCUGUACGGGACCCCGAGGAAGUAUGCUGAAACCUCAAAAAAUGAGCAUCCAUUGUUGCCCGGAAAGCUGAAAACAGAGCCAGACUACCUCGAAGUUCUGGAGAAACAAACUGCAAUGAGUCAGCUGUAAAACUAUUUCACGUCAAGUUGACACAGUCAAUAUAAUCGUCACACAAAAUGUAUUAUCUGUGUAUUCGACAAAAAAGACUCGAGCAACUCAAGCUAAGCCUUUUCAUCGUUAUAUUUCCGAGCAAAAUCUGUACAAAAAAAAAGAAAAGAAAAAAAGUAACCGCAUUUUAAAGAUGCUAUAUUAUUUUCUCUAAGGUAUAAAUUAUUUACUGUACUUGAAACAUAAAGACUGUAGCAAUUGUCGCAAGAACAUGUAUAAUACAGCUUAACGCAUUUUAUAUGGAGUAUAUUUUUUCUUCAGAGGACGACGCUUUUCAGAAGCGUGAUAGUGAAUCAUGAAAUGACAUUCCUGUAUGGUGUACGAUGGUGAGUGGGAUACACAAUAACUGGUUACAUCCACUUCAACUCAUUGAUUCCAGAAGUGCCUUUGCACUCGAAGAAUUUUGUCUUUGUUUUCUGUUAAUUGAAAUUUUAUAAGUGAUGUAUUUUAAAGACUCUUUAUGUAAAAUAGAAUUAUUUGUCCAUUGCAUUAAACUCAGAAAGGAAAAGAUACUCUAUUUAUUGGUAGAAAAUUCUGUUUUGAAAUCUGCGCCUGUUUAGAAUUUAGAUUGUUUGGCCUAAGCUAAAUUGGCUUUACA
This is a messenger RNA of Electrophorus electricus (electric eel), 3767 nucleotides long. RefSeq names its product SLIT and NTRK-like family, member 2 (gene slitrk2). The record is from RefSeq and is a predicted model, not a curated record. NCBI's taxonomy places the organism in Eukaryota, Metazoa, Chordata, Actinopteri, Gymnotiformes, Gymnotidae. Gene Ontology annotation, molecular function: protein binding. Gene Ontology annotation, biological process: positive regulation of synapse assembly; axonogenesis. Gene Ontology annotation, cellular component: glutamatergic synapse.